Molecule: messenger RNA, 744 nt
Organism: Dacryopinax primogenitus
Lineage: Eukaryota; Fungi; Basidiomycota; Dacrymycetes; Dacrymycetales; Dacrymycetaceae
Exons: 1
Coding region: 23-622 (199 amino acids)
Source: RefSeq, a predicted model, not a curated record
ACGACAUACACACUAAACAACGAUGCCCGCUCAACGGAAACCUGAAGUCACGGCAGAGUUCAUGGCGUACAUGGCCAACGUGCUCAAGCCGGGCUCGGAGGAGGACAACCUGAUGUCGAUCGACGAGGACGAGGAGUACAAGUACCUGUACGACGAGUUCCGCUCGGAGGGCAAGGUCGACCCCACAGUGAUGGAGAACGAGGCCAAGUUCCUGCAGUCGCUGCAGGAGGGUCCGCUCAAGCCCUCCCCAGGGCACUACGACGAUGAACACGUGCAUGUAAGUACGACCGCCAAGACGCUCACGCUCAAGCACUGGCUCAUCUCCCACCCUAUUCUCGUCAUCGAUCUCGAUAAAGUGAUCUACCUGCGCUCUGCGCCAGAUGUAGUGGUAAACGAGUUCGGAGUCAAGGUGUGGGGCAUUGGGGAGACGGGUGUAGGGUGGACACGGGACGGGCACAGGAAGGGCGCCUCGGGAACGGCAUACGACCACAGCUUUGUGUGCAAGUACACCGAUGAGCGCUUGGGAUUGAGGGCGGGUUUCUCUGUUGACGACCCGCUCAAGUUCUCCGCUGCACUCGAGAAGGCCGCUCAUGGGAUCACGGCUCGGCAUACCUACCCUUGAACAUCAGCACCUAUCAUACGAUGAGCGCAAGUGUAGAUUCGUCCAUGAUACGAGAUGAUACGACGCGCAUGAAUGAGAGAUUGGGCGACUUGUAUGAAUACGCGGAGAAGGAAUGAAUGAAU